Molecule: messenger RNA, 1947 nt
Organism: Podospora anserina S mat+
Lineage: Eukaryota; Fungi; Ascomycota; Sordariomycetes; Sordariales; Podosporaceae
Exons: 3
Coding region: 1-1947 (648 amino acids)
Biological process (GO): GPI anchor biosynthetic process
Cellular component (GO): endoplasmic reticulum membrane
Molecular function (GO): alpha-1,2-mannosyltransferase activity
Source: RefSeq, a predicted model, not a curated record
AUGGUCAAGAUGGAGAAAGAUACUGUCAAGAAACCCCCAGGGCCGAGAAUAGAAAAGCCAGCCGAGAAAGAUGGCAGGGUGCACGCGCAGGUCGCGGCUGCUCAAGUCCGGGAUAUUCUCAGUGUGUUGCUGGCAUUUCGGUUCAUCAACUCUCUUUUUGUCAAGACAUUCUUUCAACCAGAUGAAUAUUUCCAGGCCUUGGAGCCGGCGUGGAGGAUGGCUUUUGGGGAAGGCAGUGGUGCUUGGAUGACUUGGGAAUGGGAAUAUCAACUGCGGUCUUCACUUCACCCAGCCGUAUUUGGCGCCGCGUACAAGCUUGCCGAGACUGUCAUGAGUGCCAUGCAUUUGUUUCCACCCUUCAUCGCUUCCAUGUUGGUGGUUUUGCCAGGGGCUUUGCAGUCUGUGUUUGCUGCCUUGGGAGACUUUUACACGUGGAAGCUGGCCAUGGAUGUCUAUGGGAGGGAGAGUUAUGCUCCUUGGGCUGCUUUGUGGAUGACCGUUCUCAAUCCCUGGCAGUGGUACUGCUCAACAAGAACAUUUUCCAACUCUCUCGAGACAACCCUCACCAUUGCUGCUCUUUCCUACUGGCCUUGGGAGCUCCUUGCAGAUGCCAAGGAAACCAAAGAGCGCCUGAAGCAAAAAGGGAGACUCAACAGCUUGAGAACAUCCCUCUUCCUAGCAGCCAUCGCCGUCCUCCUUCGCCCAACAAACCUCUUCAUCUGGCUCGGCAUCAUCGCCCUGACCCUCACCCGCCUCACUCUCGACGGUCAGUCCCCCAUCACACAAACCACCUUCCCUGCCCUCCUCAGAGAAACCGUCCUCUGUGGUUCCGUUGCCCUCGCCAUCUCGGUCGUCUCUGACCGCCUCUACUUUGGCUUUUGGACCUUCCCUCCUUACAAAUGGCUCUACUUCAACAUGUCCCAGUCCCUCGCCGUCUUUUACGGCCGGAUGCCCUGGCACUAUUACCUCUCCCAGGGCAUUCCUCUCCUCACCACCACCUUCCUCCCCUUUGCCCUGCUGAGCAUCUACAAAGCCACCCUCACCUCCGCCAAACCCACCACCCUCCUCUCUGCCCGUCCAACAUCCCUCUCCACCACCUCAUCCAACACCCUCAAGACUUUGUCUUUUGCCCUCAUAGGCAUGAUCACCAUCCUCUCCCUAAUCUCCCACAAAGAAGUCCGCUUCAUCUACCCCCUCCUCCCCAUCCUGCACAUCCUCGCAGCACCCUACGUAACCAGCUUCUUCACCACCCCUCCCACCACCCCAUCCAAAUCUUUGGUGCUGCGCCACAAAAUCUUCCUCGCCAACAUCCUCUCCAUCAACCUCCUCCUCGCGGGGUAUCUCUCCCUCUUCCACCAGCCCGCGCCCAUCUCUGUCCUUUCCUUCUUGAGAAGUGAAUACGAGCGCCUCCACCCUGACUCCCUUUCUUUGAGUGCUCCCCCACAGGAACAAAAGGAAUUAUUCGCCCUGUUCCUCACCCCCUGUCACACGACACCGUGGAGGUCGCAUCUUGUCUGGCCGGGGCUGAGGGCUAGGGCGUUGACCUGUGAGCCGCCGUUGCAUACUGCUCCGGGGACGCCUGAACGGGAAAACUAUCUUGACGAGGCGGAUAGGUUUUACGCGGAGGAUGCGGAGACGGGGAAGUAUGGGGGGGUGUUUCUGAGGCGGGAGAUGUGGCCGCAGUUUUUUGAUGGGGGUGACGGGAGAAAAGGGGAGGAGAUACCGAGGUUUGUGGUUGGUUUUGAGGGGAUUGAGGGGGUGUUGGGGGAGUUUUUUGGGGGUGAGGGAGAAAAGAUGGGGGUGAAGAUGAAAAAGGUUUGGGAGGGGUGGAAUGGGCUUGUUAAUGAGGAUUGGAGGAGGGGUGGGAGGUUGGUUGUUUGGGACACGGGGGUUUAUCCUGAUGGCGGUGGGGAGGUGGCGGAUGGGGGAAGUAAAGAUGAGUUGUGA